AACCAGACGAACACCUUGCCGGCGGCCAUGUCCAUCCACCUCCGCGCCCACGCCUUCGCGGCCAACCCGCUGCGCGGCCUCGCCGGCUCUCCCUCCGCCGUCUCCUCCUCCGCUGCCGCCGACGCCCUCCGCUCCCUCCUCGACGGCGCCGAUGCGGCGGCCCACAACCACCUCUCCCAGGUCCUCCCGUUCCGCCGAGGCCGGCCCCUCGCGCACUCCCCGGACCCUCCUGCUCCCUCCUCCUCCUCCUCCCCCGCGCCACCGCAGGCCUGGCGCCUUGCGUGGCUCCCGCCCUCGCGCGUGCCUGGCGUCCCCCCGGAUGUCUUCGUGUUCCUAGGCUCCCACGGCGGCGCAGGGGACGGCAAGGAGGCCGCCGCGUACUGGGCCGUCGACGUCAGCGAGGUCGAGGGCGCCAGGUUCGGCGGCGCGGGGGAGGGGUCGGCGUUCGUGGACUUGAGGACGCUCAUGGUGGCCGCGGACUGGAGGGACAAGGACGCCAUGGGGGAGCUCGCCAUCGCCGGCCAUGCUCGGGCACUGCUAGAAUGGCACAACACGGCGAAAUUCUGUGGAGCGUGUGGAGCAAAGGCAGUUCCUACUGAAGCUGGGACGCGGAAGCAGUGCAGCAAUGAAUCCUGCAAGAAGAGGAUAUACCCUCGAGUUGAUCCGGUUGUGAUUAUGUUGGUCAUUGACAAAGAAAAUGAUCGUGCUCUGCUCAGCCGUCAGUCAAGAUUCGUACCACGAAUGUGGAGCUGUCUUGCUGGUUUUAUUGAGCCAGGGGAAAGCUUGGAAGAGGCAGUGAGAAGGGAAACAUUAGAAGAAACUGGGAUUGAAGUUGGGCAAGUCAUUUACCACAGUUCUCAACCAUGGCCUGUUGGGCCAAAUACUAUGCCAUGCCAGCUGAUGGUGGGUUUCUUUGCUUACGCUAAAUCAUUGGAGAUUAGUGUUGAUAAAAAGGAGCUUGAAGACGCCCAGUGGCACAGCCGUGAAGAUGUGAAGAGAGCGCUAACAUUUGCAGAAUAUGAGAAAGCUCAGAGAUCAAAUGCGCUCAAAGUCAAUCAAAUAUGCAAGGGUGUCGAGAGAGGGCAGACCAUCUCUUCCGACCUCAGUGUGGAAAGCGAGGAACCUGCUCCGAUGUUUGUACCCGGGCCCUUUGCCAUCGCUCAUCACCUCAUAUCAUCGUGGGCAUUCGAGGGAGCUCCGAAGGUGCCCAGCUCCUUCUCCAACCUAUGAGCCUAGUCCCUGUUAUUUACUAUAUUUCGAUGGACCGCGGUGUACAUAGCGCAUUGAAACACUGUAGACACAUUACAUGUACAUCUCUUACGCUCUUGGUACACAAGAUAUGCUGUUAUUGGUUGUUGGUUGUAAUUGAAGGUAAGAGGAACAAAGGGUUUUGCGGGUCUGGCGUUUUGGACGUGUGUACCCGUGGCUGUUGUUGGUAAUUUGAUUUCGAGUGUACACUAUGUGUGUGUGGAUGUAUAUGUAGAUCAGAUACACAUGUACCUGUAUAGCAGUUGGGGUGGCGUGGUGUUCCUUUUAAGUUUUUUCUUCUUUAUGUAAGGUAUACUUUGCGAGGAAAUAUACAUUCACGAUUAUGUGACAAUAUUUAUGGCCAUCUUGCAAGUUGAACGAGUUUGGUUGUUUAUGGUUC
This is a messenger RNA of Lolium rigidum, 1648 nucleotides long. Its product is annotated as nudix hydrolase 19, chloroplastic. Gene Ontology annotation, cellular component: cytosol. Gene Ontology annotation, biological process: NADP+ catabolic process; NAD+ catabolic process. The record is from RefSeq and is a predicted model, not a curated record. The transcript is spliced from 6 exons. Lineage: Eukaryota; Viridiplantae; Streptophyta; Magnoliopsida; Poales; Poaceae. The coding region runs from base 28 to 1230 and encodes 400 amino acids. Gene Ontology annotation, molecular function: metal ion binding; NADH pyrophosphatase activity.